ACUUUGCUAAAGGGAGAAUUCCUUAACCUUCUGCGCUCUCUCCCCUUGCACUGCACACAGUCACACCAUCUCUCCCAAACCCAUCUUUCUCUGCCAUCCGCGCCCAGCCACGGUGCUCCUCCGCCAGCAGCUGCCACGCACGGUUCCUCUGGGCUACGCAAAGCAAAGCUGAGUGAUCUCCAUCAAUGGCUCCUGUAGCACCUCGAUCUGGCGAUGCGAUAUUUGCUAACAUUGAACGCGUUAAUGCAGAGCUUUUUACUUUGACAUAUGGGGCCAUUGUGCGUCAAUUGCUCACGGAUCUGGAAGAGGUUGAGGAGGUUAACAAGCAGCUAGAUCAAAUGGGUUAUAACAUUGGAAUCCGUUUGGUUGAUGAGUUUUUAGCUAAAUCUAAUGUCUCGAGGUGCGUUGAUUUCAGAGAGACUACCGAUGUGAUUGCAAAGGUUGGUUUUAAAAUGUUCCUCGGUGUUACUGCAUCUGUCACCAAUUGGGAUGCUGAAGGCACAUGUUGCAGUAUUGUUUUGGAGGAUAAUCCUUUGGUAGACUUUGUUGAGCUUCCUGAUACCUGCCAAGGUCUGUACUACUGCAACAUCCUGAGUGGAGUCAUUAGAGGAGCCUUAGAUAUGGUUUCAAUGAAGACUGAGGUCACUUGGUUACGUGACGUGCUUCGAGGUGAUGAUGUGUUUGAGUUGCAGGUAAAACUUCUCAAGCAAGUUCCAGAAGAGUAUCCUUACAAGGAUGAUGAGUAGUAUUCUGUUUUGUAAUGUUGUUCUCAUCUUUUUCCCAAAUAGAUUAUUAUCUUUCUGCCUUUUGCUGUGUGCAUUUUGAUGAAACUUCAUAUACAGUAGAAAAUCUUUUAUUAAAUCAUGAUAUGAUAUUGACGUUAA
Lotus japonicus is the source of this 884-nucleotide messenger RNA. RefSeq lists its product as uncharacterized. The transcript is spliced from 6 exons. Gene Ontology annotation, biological process: intra-Golgi vesicle-mediated transport; endoplasmic reticulum to Golgi vesicle-mediated transport. Bases 186 to 746 code for a protein of 186 amino acids. Gene Ontology annotation, cellular component: cis-Golgi network membrane; cytosol; TRAPP complex. The record is from RefSeq and is a predicted model, not a curated record. NCBI's taxonomy places the organism in Eukaryota, Viridiplantae, Streptophyta, Magnoliopsida, Fabales, Fabaceae.